Durio zibethinus is the source of this 1382-nucleotide messenger RNA. RefSeq lists its product as uncharacterized. The record is from RefSeq and is a predicted model, not a curated record. Lineage: Eukaryota; Viridiplantae; Streptophyta; Magnoliopsida; Malvales; Malvaceae.
UCAGUUUCUGCCUCCAAAUUCCCAGCUUAGCUCUGGGGUCAGGGCUUUGGAUCCAGGCUUUCAUCUUUCUCUUUCUUUUUUUAUUUGAAAUUCAAAUCCUGUUAUUGAUUAGGGAGAUCACGCAACAACAGCUGAAGCAAAUGUGCGAGUCGAGUGCAAUAAGUAUCAUAUAUUACAGGUUAUAUUCACUUGUCUUGAAGGUAUGGUCUAGACCUUAGAGGCUUAGCUAUGCUAUUGUUUGAAGCUCAGUUUUGGUUAAAUUGGAAGAUAAAAGUUUCCGUUAGUUUCUUUGAUCAAUGAGCUUGCCUGGGUUCUUCAUUAUCUGUAUGCUCCAUUCCCUAGUUGCUAUUAUUUCUGGAGCUUUAAUGAUGUUUUACACCAAGGAAAUCUCAGUUUUUGGUCACGGUCAUGACAUUGCAAGUAAGCUACAAGGUUCAACACCCCAUGAUCAACUCUUGAUCCAAACCUCUAAUUCAUUUUCUGGAUUGCUUUUAUUCACUAUUGGUUUUGUAUUGUUCAUGGUGGCAUUUGUUAAAGAUAGAGAGUUUCAAAGUUUCUUUUCUAAAGGUUGUGUACUUCUUCAUGUUUCAACGGCUAUUUGGAGAGUUUCUUUUGAUGGAAAGCUUGAGGAUCGUGCUCAUGAAUGGCCAAGACAAGCUCUUGGGCAUAUCGCCUUGGCGCUGUCCUGGGUGUUCCUUCUUGUAUAUUCAUGGAGGGAGAAGUAUGAUUAGUUAGGUUGAAAAGAAAGAGAACAUGGGAUUUUGGCAAAAGGGAAUUUUGUUGACAGGAAUUUGAACAAGAACUGAUGCAAAACUGUUUGUUCAGCCAAAAAGUUGGAUUUCUGGAAUUUUAGUCCAAACUGAAAUGUCAAUCUUGAAGCCCAAGAAAGUUGUCUAGGGAGAACCGAUGGAGUUCUAAGGAAUUUGCAAACUGCUUGGAUCUUGCUCAGGAUCUUGAACAUGCUUAAGUUCAAAGCUAAGUGAAAAGGAAUCUGACAUGAGGGUGGCAUGUUUGCUCUCAUUCUGGAAGUGUGAAUAUGCUUUUACCUUCUAACCCUGAUUUUGGGUGCCCUGGAUCAAUGUAAUAAAUUUCCAUAUAAUUUUUGCUAAAAAAACAAUAAAAAAUGCAAGCAAUUGCUGUAUUUUGUUGUAUCAAGCUGUUCUUGUUGCCUAUUUGAUCAACAUGUCAAAGUAAGAAAUGGCUAGUUGAUCGACCCAACUGAUUUCAUUUUGAACAAACGACACAAAUUUACAAAAACUGAAACUUUUUGUUUAAGAUUCUACGUACUUUUUAUUGAUUGCUUUAAACUUGUCAUGAAUUGAGGAAGCUAAAAUAUCCUUUGCCCUGCAACAUUCAGGGAGCUUUGAGGGUUCUGUUUCUGC